Messenger RNA from Lodderomyces parapsilosis, 495 nucleotides. RefSeq lists its product as uncharacterized. The record is from RefSeq and is a predicted model, not a curated record. The coding region runs from base 1 to 495 and encodes 164 amino acids. NCBI's taxonomy places the organism in Eukaryota, Fungi, Ascomycota, Pichiomycetes, Serinales, Debaryomycetaceae. Gene Ontology annotation, cellular component: mitochondrion. The transcript is spliced from 2 exons. Gene Ontology annotation, biological process: mitochondrial respirasome assembly.
AUGACGACAGGACUCCCAUCAUCCAUGAGCUUUGGCGAAGAAGAAGAGCCAGAUUUCAUGAAGAAAUUGGCUGAAAAGGCCAAAGAGCAACCCUUAGUCCCAAUUGGUUCUAUCCUUACUGCAGGAGCUGUGAUAUUAGCAGCAAGGUCGAUGAAAAGAGGGGAAAAGAUUAAAACGCAAAGAUAUUUCAGGUACAGAAUUGGUUUCCAAUUGGCAACUUUAAUUGCAUUGGUUGUAGGGGGUAUGACUUUCGGAGUAGCCACACAUGAACAGAAAAAGUCCAAAGAAGAGAAAUUAAAGGAGAAGGCCAAACAAAGAGAGAAAUUGUGGAUUGAAGAGUUGGAGAGAAGAGAUGCAAUUAUUCAAGCCAGAAAAGAGAGAUUGGAACAAUCGAGAAAAGAGUUGAGAAACUUGGCAAAGCAGGGAUUUGAAAAUGAAAGGGGAGACGCAAAAUCCGACACAAUCGAUCUGGAGAAAGUUGAUUCAAACAAUUGA